UCCGCCCCAGCAGGAACAGCUUGUCAGCCAGCUUCCCAUCCGCCCCAGAAAACACUGUCCCAUCUCGGCGAGCAACGUCCCUGCAAACCUGCCCCAGGCUUGGUGGCAGUCUCCACGAUGCCACAUUUGUGCAGGCUGGUGGUCCACACACUGCUGGGGCUGGGGUCCCUGCUGGUGGGGGGGCUGCCGCCACCCUGCCCCCCCACCUGCCAGUGCUAUGACACCUCUAAAGUCUUCUGCUCAGAGGAGAGGAUGCAGGAGAUCCCGGCAGGCCUGCCAGGGAAUGCCACCCAGCUCUUCUUCGUGGAGACAGCCCUGAGCAGCAUCCGCAGCGGGGCCCUGGGCUCCAGCACCGCCCUCACCAAGCUGGUCUUCCUCAACAAUGACAUCCAGGAGCUGGAGGCAGGCGCCUUUCGGGGGCUGCCCAGCCUCGCUGAGCUGGAGGUGUCGGGUAAUCCCUUGCCAGCGGUCAGCCCGGGAGUGCUGGUGGGGCUGCCCAGCCUCAGCAAGCUCUCUCUAGGUGCCAACGCCAUCCGCUCCCUGCAGCCCGGGCUCUUCGCCUCCGCCUGCCGCCUGCGGGAGCUGCACUUGCCGGCAAACAAGAUCGAGGCAUUGCCCCCCGGCAUCUUCCGCCCCCUCCGGCACCUCCAGACCCUGGACCUCUCACAGAACAUCCUGGCUGAGCUGCCCGCUGGGCUGCUGGCCCCCCUCGCCACCCUCCGCCUCCUCAAGCUCAGCGAUAACCUGCUGGUGCAGGUGCCCCCCGGUGCUUUUGGGGCGCUGGGCCUGCUGGCCGAGCUCCACCUGGAUGGCAACCGGCUGGAGGAGCUGCCGGCCCAUGUCUUUGCCGGGCUGGGGGGCCUGCGGCGGCUGCAGCUGCAGCACAAUGCCCUGGGCAGCCUGGCCCCUGACAUCUUCGCUGGUCUCCCCAACCUCACCACCCUCAGCCUGGAGGGCAACCGCCUGGCCGCCCUGCCUGCCGCCCUCUUCACUGGCACCCCUCACCUCCUCCACCUCUCGCUGGCUCACAACCGGCUGGAGACGCUGCCCCAGGGGCUCUUCGCCAACCUGUCGGCGCUGCAGACUCUGGUGCUCUCACACAAUGCCAUGGUCCACCUCCCUGCCGGGCUUUUCCAGGGGCUGGUGGGACUGGAGGUGCUGCAGCUGAGCCACAACAACCUCUCCAGCCUGCCGGCGGGGCUGCUGGCUGGGCUGCCCCUCCUCACCGCCCUGGCGCUGGACCACAACCGCCUGGCCCACCUGCCCCCAGGGCUCUUCGAUGCCAACGAGGAGCUGGAACGAGUGGGGCUGGCCAGCAACCCCUGGGCCUGUGACUGCCGCCUCACCUACCUCCUGGGCUGGCUCCAGGACUUUUCCAAGCCCCCCAUCCAUGUGCAACCCUCCUGCGCCAGCCCGGCCGCUCUCCAGGGACGGUCCCUGCUAGACGUCCCCCAGGGGCAGCUGGGGUGCCCAGGAGCCCCUGGUGUCCCCCUGAAGGAGGGCUGGCACAGGGAGCCAGGGGAGGAUGCUUCAGGGCAAUGCACCUACAGCAACCCCGAGGGCACAGUAAGCAUGGCCUGUGAUGCUACCAGCUGCCACCAGAUCAGCCUUCAGCUUCCUCCUCCUCCUCCUCCCAGGCAGGCAGCAGGGCCGGGGCUGGUGUACCAGGGUGCCUGGGUGCUGCGCUCCCGCUGUGGCACGCUGCAGGUCAGUGUCCUUGUCACAGCGCAGAAUGGGGAUGAGGCCACGUCACCAGGUGUCCCCUCUGCACCCUACCUGGCACCAAGUGGGGACCUGGACAAGUAUGGCAUCGACACUGGAGGGGGGACAAUGUACCAGCAUUUCCUUUUCCUUUUCUUCCUCUCAUUCCAUCCCCAUAAAUGCCAAAAUGAAAUCCUAGGUGAAGAUCCAUAUGAAAUGCCCAAAGACUACCAGGAGGUCUACAGAGGGACAAAAAAUGAUGUCAAAGAGAUCCCAAAGACUGCAAAAUCCUUCAUUUCUGAGAUGAUCUUUAUGCAAACCAGCAUCACUGCUAUAAGGAAAGGUGCCUUCAGGUACAUGCCCAACCUGAUCAAGAUUUUGUUUAUUGGCAACAAGAUCAAGACAGUGGAACCUGGAGCCUUUGAUAAUUUGGACAAACUGAGAGACUUGGACAUCUCUGGUGCCUCGUUAGAAGAACUAGCUGUGGGUACUUUCCAACACCUCCCAAGCUUGCGGAGGCUGGAGCUGAGAGACAGCCACCUCAAAUAUAUCCCCAAAGGCCUGUUUGAUGGGCUGGAAAAUUUGGAAGAGCUCUCCCUGCACAUCAAUGCAAUCCCUUCUCUUCCUGAAGGUGUCUUUGAUUCUCUCAUCAAUCUAACAUUUUUGGACUUGGCUAGAAACAGGAUCACGACUCUUCCUGGGGAUGCCUUUAGCAAACUUUCACGGCUGCAAGUCCUCCGGCUGUAUGAGAAUGAGUUGCAGGACCUCCCAGAGGGGCUGCUAGACAGUCAGACAGGGCUGCUGGAGCUCAGCCUCCAGAGGAACAGGCUCAGGGCUCUGCCACCCAUGCUCCUGAAGAGCCUGCCUCACCUAGAGAAACUCCUCUUGGACAACAACCUCAUCAAGGCUCUCCCACCUCAGGGCUUUUUUGCUUUAAACAAAUUAAAGCUGCUGACUCUGGGUUCAAACCGCAUUACAGAACUCCCCUGUGGCCUUUUUGACACCAUGCCACACCUGCAGGACCUGGACUUGGGCAGGAACAGUUUGGCCACGCUUCCAGACAGCAUCUUUGUCAACCUCACGUCUCUUGGCAAACUUAUCUUGUCCCACAACCAGCUAACAGCCCUGCCAAGAGGAGCCUUCACUGGGCUCAGCAAGCUCACGGAACUCCAGCUGGACAGAAAUCAGCUCUGUGCUCUGGAUGAUGAGGUCUUUUCUUCCCUCCCAAAUCUGAAAACCCUCAACCUUCAGAAGAACCAACUGAAGAGUGUCCCUCGAGGGCUCCUGGACCCCCUGAAGAAGCUCAGCUCAGUGUAUCUGAGUGGGAACCCAUGGACAUGUGACUGCAACCUCUGCUACCUGCACAGCUGGAUCCUGGGCAACAGUGAGAAGGUCAGAUUGUCCACCCAGGUGUCAUGCAAGAGUCCACCCCACCUGGCAGGGCAAGCGGUGAUAUCACUGAGUGAUGACCAGUUAAUUUGCCCAGCUACUCUGCCUCUUUCAGAUUCUUUUACCCCAUCUCUGCCAUUCACCUCCACAUCAUCACAAGGAAUGUCAACCUUGGUGUCACUUGGAGCCUUGCCCACUGCAGCGCCAACCAUACUGUCACUGGCAGCCUUUCCCAUCAUGGCACUACCAACUGUGCUGUCACCUGUGGCCACCUCUGCCACGUUGCCACCCACCCCAUCAGAGGCCUCCUUCACCACUCCAUCACCAACCAUGCCAUCUAAGGCCUUUGUUACCACUCCAUCAUCAUCUCUGCUGCCGAAGGCUUCUAUCACCACUCCGUCACCAACAAAUGUGCCCAAGACCUCCAUCACCACACCAUCAUCAAUCAUGCUGCCAAAGGCCUCCAUCACUACCCCAUCAUCUGCCGUGCUGCCUGAGAUCUCUGUCAACACCCCAUCAUCAACUAUGCUGCUGAAGGCCUCUAUCGCCACCCCAUUAUCAACAAAUGUGCCCAACACUUCCGUCACCACACCCUCAUCAGCUGUGUUGCUCAAGACCUCCAUCACCACCCCAUCAUCAACUGCACUGCCCAUGGCCUCCAUCACAACUCCAUCACCAGCUGUGCUGCCUAAGGUUUCCAUCACCACACCAUCACCGACUGUGCUGCCAGAGACCUCCAUCGACACCGGAUCACCAACUGUGCUGCCAAAGGCCUCCAUUGCCACCCCAUCAUCAACCAUGCUGCCCAGGGUUUCCAUCACCUCCCCAUUGCCAGCUGUGGCACAGGAGGCCUUCAGCCUGUGUCUAACUCCAGCCAUCACAAGCCUAGAGCCUCCUGGGGCCACCAGCCCAGAGCCUGCACUGUCCACUCUAGUUUCUGCCACCACACUGCUGCCAAGCAGCCCACUGGCAGCCACCACUAGACAAGUGUCUCCUGCUCUUCUGCUGCCCACGGAGAGGCCAGCCACCAUCCCACUGGGGACACCCAGCAUCUCCCUUGUCUCAGCCCCUGCUACGGCACUCUGGCCACCUCCCAGGGCUGCUGUGCCAGGUGUGGUCCUGCUGACCUCACACUGCCCAUCCCACCAAGCUCCUGCACCAGGCAGAGACCAUGCCACCACGUGGGGCUCAUCCAUGGUUGGCACCCAGCCCACUCCCACAGCCCCCCGACAUACUCCAACUCCUGCAGGCACCAUCCGGAUCCCAGCAUCUCCCGCUCCCCCCACACCAGACCACAGCAGCCCCUGGCCAGCCUCCCCACCCCUGGUCCCCAGCCGGCAUCACACCUGGGGCUUUGCCCUGCAGUCCAGCCCCCGGUACUGCUGGGCCUCCCUGGCCCUGAGCCUGGCCACGCUGGUGCUGCAGGUGGGCUGCACCCUGCUAUGGGGGAUGCUCGCCCUUCUCCUCCACCGAGCCACCUGCUGCCGGGGCCACCCUGUGCCACCGGUGAGGCUGCUGAGUCUCCAAGCCCUGGAUGCCCCGGGACCUGCUGAACAACCCCGGGCGCCGCUUUGAGCUUUGCUGCUCCUGGGCAAUGGCCGUCAUCCUCCUUUGGAGCCUGGAGCCCUGCUGGGGUGCGUAUCUCCUGGGGCGCGGACUGUCCCCAGGGGUGGGUGUCCCAGCACCCAGGCUGUUCGGGGCCGCCUCCCAGCUGGCCCCUGGAGAUGCUGCGAUGGGGAGCCUGUGCGUGGUGUCACAGCCUGACGGGCCCUUCUGCCAAGCGACACUAGAUGGCAUCCCGACACAGGCAGUGGCUGCCACCGCCUGCCCAGGGCCAGCGGGAGCAGUGGCGCUGGAAGCACCGCACCGAAAUGCUGGAGACCCCGCAGCCGGCCAGGUGGGACCUUGCUGGACCUCGGGCACGGCCAGCUCUUGCUGCAGGGUCUGGUCGGGGUCCCUGCCUGCACCUCCUCCCCAUCCCGGGCAGGUACCCAACAGAGCGCCAGCAGUCCUUGGGGAAGGACAUCCCAAGGCAUCCUGUCCUGCGCCCAGGCUUCUUCCCUGUGCCACAUUAUGGGAGGUGUCAGUGCCUGUACGUCCAUCAUGACACUGACCUCAUCGCCUCUCUUUCUCCAUUUUCUUCUCACUGGUAUUAAAGCCCCCCCUGCAUCUCUGCUGUGCACUGAAGGGCUGGCGAGAGGAGUACUUGCAUCCCAGGGCUGUUCUUGCCGUGACCUGCUGCAGGGGAUGCUUGUUGCUUGCUGGACUGUGGCGUCCCCAACCAGCGCCAAUCAUCAGGGUGCAAGACCAGGGUUGCACACCCUCUUGCAGACAGAGGCAGAGUGAGACAAGAGACAUAUUUUUCUUUCCCCUCUUGCAUCUCAUGUCCCUAAAAACCUCUUUGUGAUGCCACCUGGCCUCUUGGGAAGAGUGAUGUUUGGGCAUGGCUGGCCAUGGUAGUUCUUGUGCCAUAACCUCACCUGAUGCUGAGCUCCAACUGCAGGCUGGGCACCAGCUCUCUGGAAGCUCAGGAGGAAGGGGCUAACUCUCCUGGUAACUGAAGGGCUGAUGUGUUGACUUCACGUCUGCAGUCCCGGGCUAUCGCCAGAGCCAGGAGAGUGCCAAACUUAAGCAAAAGUGGGCGUUUCUGCGUGUUUUCUACCAUAGCAGAAAGUGCUGAAAGUUUCACUGGAAAGCUUUAGCCCAGAAGAUUUCUGAGCUAAUGAAUGAGAUUGUUCCUUGCUUUUGGUGUCUGGGUACUUUAUUUUGCUCUGAGCUCAGCAUUGACCUUGCCCUGUGCCAGGCAAGCUGCUCCCAAAUUUAAUGACCCUGGUUACUACAGUGUUGCAGGUGUCUGUCUUCAACUCACCGCCUUUGCCGACAGCACCUGCUCCGUGUCCUGCCCUGCUUUUGGGUGCCCUUCCCCAGGCAUGGGGCAUAGGGACUGCCUGGCUUUGGGGGCAUCUCGGUGGGAAAACCCCUGAAAAUCAACAGUCAGGACGUGCUGGGCAAAGAGCUGCGGGGAAGCGGCUUAGAAGCCUCCCGGCCGGAGAGCCCCAAGUGCCCCAGCUCCCCUGCCUGGUGCAAGACUAAGGGAGGGGGAAAGGGGCUUUGUGUUUGAGUGUGUGCCUGCAGCUAUGCGUUAGGGACCUGGAUAUAUGUCUUUGCUAAGAGCCUGUGCAGUGUUACUGGCUCUUCGGCUGCUCCUUGAAGUCCUGCUGACGGCUGUGAAAUACGGGAGGCGAACGCGGGGCAGCACAUCUGGGCGGGAUGGAGCGAGCGGGGCCAAGGCUGGCACGGUGGGUAAUGAGACACAGAUGAGGGGGAGGGAGUGUUUUUCCUGGCAGUCCAGAUGGGCUCGACUUAAUACUUGAUUUAGAGGGUUUGAAAUGGGGGCCUGGCUGCUGGGGAACAGACCCCGAGCAUUUCCCGGGGCGGGGAGAGGGGGGGUCUCCGCUGGCUUUUCAGAUAUUUAAUGGCCCAGUGCAGUCUAAACAGGGAAGUACUUCGGGGUGAGAUUAGCACAACAUAAUCACAUCUUAAAAGGUCUUCAGAGACACAAGGCACGUCCGCUCUCAUAUUAAUUACUCGUUAUUAAUAAAGCUGGGGUCAGGCUAGAGGUGUUCGCUCUGGAGUGUGCUGCUUCCCCUUCUGCAGAGCGGUGGUGGAUCUGAAAGCAGCACAAAGCCCCACAGCCUCCACCUGUGCCCGUCCCGCUCUGGAAACCAAACGGCCAACAUUCCUAAAGCUGCCUUUAAAAAUAAUUUGCCCCAUAAUACCCCGAAAAGGCCACAUCUUUCUAAGUGCCCAGAACACCUUUGAGUGCUGUAAAAUAAUAAUAGCCAGGGUGUUCUCAGCAUGGGAAUUUCCUGCUAUGAUUGAUUUCUAAUUUGCAACGAAAAUGCAGCCGCUCGUGUUCCCAGAGCCAGGCUGGUGCAGCUGGCUCACAGGCAGGAAUCAGCUCCCUCGAUCCCUGUGGGGCUGAUCCCUGGAGGGCUACAGCUGUGCUGGGCUGGGAGGAAUUAGCAGCUGUUCCUGUUUGGCCCGGCUCGCUCUGCUGUCCCCCCAGGAAGGAAGGGGCUGAGAGGUGGGUGGGAUGCUGGGCGUCCUGGGGGUGAUGUGCCUGGGCAGUCUGUGGGGAACAUGCCUGGGUUUGCCGAUUGCCGAGCAAGAGCAGCCAGAGAGCACCUGGGGAUGGGGCAGGGCAUGGGGGAUCUGCACCGGGGAGACCAGUGCACAGGUUUGCUGCUUUGGAGCUUCACCUUGCCGCAACGCCAAGGAGAGACCUUCCUCCCAGCGGGGAGGUGCAGGUGUCCAGGGAAUGCACAGCCCCCAGUACACCCUCCUCACUCUGCUGUGGGCGGCCUGGGCAGCCCUUUGCAGGACAGCCAUUGUACUGAGUAGCACCUGAUGAUUUUUUUAAUCCUUGGAUUUCUCUGGUUUCUCUGAACUCAGGCAAGAUUUUAGCAUCCACAGCACCCUGUGGUGAGGAGUGCCCAGGAUUGCCCAUGCACUUAAUGAGGCAGCACCUCCCUUUGCUCUCCCCCUGCUCACUCCUUACACAGGAUGCUCUUGGUCUUGCAUUGGAAAAAAAAGGUGAGUGUCCCUAUGUGGCAUCUCCAGGCUGCGUGUGACACCAUAGAUCUCUUCCCAAUAUGAGGUCCUCAUAGUUAGCCUCAGGUGACAACCAGUUAGCAGCAGAGACAGGAUACUAUGCAUGCAUGUCCUUGAGUGGUGCUGGGACCAGGAGGGUCUCCAGGAUGGCCUGUGAGUCCCACAGCUGCCACUGGCUCUCUUCCUGCCCUGUGCAGGUGAGCCAUGGUUCCCAUAGCCCUCUCACUGGUGCUGUGGUACUGACUUGUAACCCCUUUGCCCAUCAGCCCCACCGGGAGCUCCCUGCGCUGCAGGUGCAGUGGCCUGUCCCUGCCACCUUCCCCUGGUCCCCUGCCUGUCCCUGGGGUGCCCUGUGGGCAAGAAUGGGGCUUGUGAGCAACAGCCCUCUCUUGUGACUGGUGGGAAGGGGGGCAACACCUGCAUGGGGGGAUUUGCACAAUAACCUGGGUAGGGAGCAAACCUGGAGGAGGAGUUCCACUGCUGGCUCACUGCUGGGAACCUGCCCCAGCCCAUGGCUGUGCUGUUGUGGAUUCCUCCCUGGGCACCUGCCUCGUGUGCUGGCCCCAAACACGUGCCAUUGCUGUGCCAGGAGCAGCGUCAUGCUGACCGCUGGUGUGGGUUGAGCCCCCAUGUCUCUCAAGACUGCCUGCCCCAGCAGGCUGAGGGGCUGGGCGCUGGCUGCUCCAUGCGCUGCGGGCAGGGCGAGAAGGGGCUGGCUGGCAUUGUGUCCCUAGGAGCAAGGAGGUGCUGGCAGUGCUGCCUGGACAGGUGGGAUGGGCAACAUGGGACCUGCAGAGUGAGCAGCUGAGCUGGGGCAGCUCCCUGGCAGAGGCGCCUGUGUCUCCUGGGAUUAGCCAAAGGACUGGCUGGGCCAGCAUGUCUGGCACCCGCUGGGCUCAGCGGAGGUGAUGGUGGCUGGCAGUCAUUGCUCAGUGUUGCUGCUGUGCCCCCUCUAUGCUGCUGGUGGUUUUGAACACCAGCACCGCUCCUCCAUGUGUUCUCUGCACAGUCUGUCUGUCCCUCCCCAUCCUUCACCCACAGCAUCCCCGUCAGGUUGUGCCUUACCAAGAAGCCCUGUGAGAUGCAUGGGGCAGGACCUGAACUGGGACAUUCAUUCAUCUGCUUCGGCCUUGGCAUCUCCCAAUCCUCCUGCAAAAGGGCUGCAGCCACAUCUCACCAGGGCAGGGGCCCAACCUCCCCCAGGGCAGCUGGGGCAGCGGAGGACACCCAGGCAUCGGUGUUGAGGUUCGAGGGGGCACAGGGCUGGCACCCCCAGCGUUCCCUUCCUUGGUCUGCCUGCAUCACGCCUUGUGCUGCACAUGCUUUUACCCAGGAUUUGGGCAGGGCAUGAGUGCAAGGGCAAGGAAAACCAGCCGGUGCCUCCUCCCCUGGGCAGCAGGAGAGCUCGGAGGGGCGGAAGCUGCCUGUUUGUUUAAGGUGCAAACAAGUGCUGUUAAUCUGCUGCCUGUUUGUAUUUCUUUAGAGCCCCCAGGCGCAGGGGGGUGAGCGGAGAUGGGGUCUCCCCUUUGUGCGGGGGCAGGGUCAGGCUAUUGGAAGUGGAGGUGAGAAAACACAGAGGGGCAGCUGGAACCUGCUUUGGGAGGGAAAGAUUUUUUUCGGCUAUUUAUGAUAAUUAGUGGGAAACGUUCCUCAAGCGUUUCAGAUGAUUCUGUAAUGAAGUUGGGCAGAAUGUUCACGCUUUGUUCCCCUGGAACCAUUAAAAAUCCCCCUUCUUUGGCUGCCUUAAUGCAAUGCUGAAAAGGCACAAUGGCAUAAAAGUGGCUCUGGGCAGGGCGGCACGCCUCCUGCCCCACCAGAUAGAGCCCUUCAGAGCCCAGAUUUUCUGGGUUAUAAACCUCAGUGCCUGCAAUGUUCAUGCAAAGGCUGCUGCAGGUCCUGCACCCGGGGCUCUGUCACAUCCCUGAUGCCAGCCAGUGCACGUGAGUGCCAGCCGGGCAGCACCACCGAUGGCGGCAUGCUUGUGGGGAGCAACAGCUGACACAAACACACCGGAGUGGGGAAGGGCAGGCACAGCGAGGAACGCCAUCGGUCCGCUUUUAUAGAAAAGCUGCUUUGGCCCAAGGUUGUGCUGGGAGUUUGCUGGGGUGAAAUGCUGCGCUGGAAGGGGACGGAUCCCUCUGCAGGGGGAAAUGGCGAGCUCAGCCCCAAGGAAAGAUCUUUUGAGACAGCGCUGUUCUGGGCCAGAUCCUGCCCUGCCUGCCAGGGUCCCCCAGGCACCUGCACAGAGCAAGGCAUGCGAAAUCCAGCCAUGACCCUUUGGGUGGAUCACUAUCGGGCUGCAAGAGCUGGCUUAUUCUCCUCUUGCUUUUAGCAGUGGAAGGAUUCUCCAGAAUAAUAAGUAAUGAAAAAAAAAAUCCACCUACCUGAUCUCAGGCAUUUAUCAGCACUAUUUCCCCAAGGGUGAUGUGUAAAGCUAAUGGCAGCUCUCCUGUUAAAGCCAUGAUAAAAAAGGGGAAAACGGCAAGAGCUUUCAGUGUACUGGUAGUGGCAACUAAAUGUGACACUUCUCGGUGUCCCCAUCAACAUUCCCAUCCGUUCCCUGUCUGAUGAGCUCAGGGUCCCAGGCUGGGACAUAGGGCUGCAGCUGGCAGCAGGGAGCUGCUCCCCUCCUGCUCCACCUUCGGCUGGGUGAGGGUGGCUGGGGACAGGCACCUGGUGCAGGCACCCAGCAGCAGUGCAACCCUGCAGUACUGUGCCUGCUGGCCACGCACCUUCCUGCCUGUCCACGGCUGGUGUUAUUUAGACGGCGAGCACUAAUGGGGAUCACGUCACCCUUAAUGCCCACCAGCUGCCCCAUGACUGGAGCUGAUGUGGCCCACUAAGGCAUAAAUUCAUCAGGGGAGGAGAGGUUAAGGGCUGGGAGCACAGUUCUCCAGGAGCUGCUCCAUCCCUCCACCUUGCCUGCUCCUGCUGUAAAUAAGGAAUCAUCUCAGACCCUUCUCUCAGUGGGGGAGAAUUUGCCAAUGGGAUGUUGGAGCUUUUCUUGGUGGUGGGAUAAAGGUACCUGUCGCCUCCACCUGUCCCUGCCACUGGCUCACGCUGGGAGUCUGGCUGGGAAGCUCCGUGAUGGCUGUGGGGCUGGUGACUCUGGACAGUGUGGGAACAGGCUGGGAGGGCUCCUGGGAGGAGUGGGAGGGCUUUCCUUUUCCCAGAGAUAAUGCAUGGCCUGGACAUGCAGUCACCAGCAGCAGGGUGACACAAUGAGCCCAGCCGUGAAUAAGCUGGAGCCCUUUCCUCCAGCUUCUGUUAUGGCAGGUCCUGAAGCGCCACUUGAAUUAUGAUGCCUUUGCCAGUCCCUCUGUCUGUCCCAGCAAACAUUUUUUGGUAAAAUUAGAUACACAGUAAAUCUUCUCUGGGAGCUGGGGCAGAGGUAUUUGAACAUCUGCUGGCACUGGGAUGGAGUAUUUGGCUGAUGUAUGUCUGCAGGCAAGGGUGAUGGGUCCUGGGCAAGGUGUGGUGCAUUUGGUCGCGGAGAUCGGGACAUAGGUGUUAGGGUGCUGCCUGCAUCAUGCUUUAAGCCUCUACACCGAGCCAAAUUGCUGUUUUUGCAAAGUUCACCAUGGGAAACCAGCUAUCUCAAUGUGUAAAGGUGAUGAUAAAGGUGAGCUUUGUGGACCAUGGCAAGCCCACGGCUUCCCAAGCAGCACGCAAGAGACACAGCCUGUCUGCUGGACCAGGCAGCUUUGGCAUCACCCCCAUCCCUGCCGGCACACCUCCACCCCUUCACUCUGCUUCCCCACCAGGUCCAGCGAUUGCUUUCCAACAAAUUAUUUCCAUAAGCUCUAGGCAGUGGCCAAAGACAAAACCUCAGGUAUGGAGUGAUGGCGUGCUCCUGACCUUUCCCACCACCGGACAAACAGAGCCAGCAGCACGAGGCAGGCGCACAAAGGCACUGCGCCGGCCAGAGCGCUGACCCCGCCGUGCCACAGAUACCUGCUGCUCCACCACAAUGGCCCCGUGGCCCCGGACGGCCUGCCGGGGCGAUGAAAAAGGACCCGAGAUAAUAAUGAGCCUGACUACCACUGCUCUCUUCAGAGAACCGAGUCAACUCCUUGGGAAGAAAGAAAAAAAAAAAAAAAAAAGAAGGAGGAAAAAAAAAGAAAGAAAAACCCCUCUUGGAUAAUAAAGAAGUAACAAAUAAAGACUGAAAGCCUAUAGAAGGCGUCUUAACCCAGCAAAGAAAAAAAAUGUCAACAUCUGUGGAGCUGUCUGCAAAAACAGACCGAACCCCUAAUGAAUACCCUCUAGAAAAGGCAUUCACUCGAGGAAAGGCAAAAGGCUACAUUUUUCUAUGGAGGUAUAAAGAUUUUGAUGAAUCUGCCCUUUCCCUUUCCAGUGCAGUUGAACCAAGCGCUAAUGUUCAUCUUCAGCUGUAUUAAAGGGUGCGGAGGGGGGUGGAGGGGGGAAGAGUCUUGAUCUGAAAGCUUAUGAGGAGGGUGGAUUUAGGGAGCCUGGAUAGAUGUCUGAGCACUAAAGCAAGGAAGAAAAGCAACAGGCAUUAGAGAAAAUACUGUUUAACAAGAGUUUCUUUAGUCAGCCCAUUUGAGCAGAGAUUGGUGUGCCAUAAAUGUAAUCCUCUUAGUGCUGACUUAAACGUGUUUGUACAAAACAGGGAAAUAUAAUAUGAAUGUAAUAGUCACGUUUGCUAAAAUGCUUAAUAAAAAGACAAAAGUCCUUUA
Molecule: messenger RNA, 12404 nt
Organism: Falco peregrinus (peregrine falcon)
Lineage: Eukaryota; Metazoa; Chordata; Aves; Falconiformes; Falconidae
Exons: 4
Coding region: 118-4665 (1515 amino acids)
Molecular function (GO): protein binding
Source: RefSeq, a predicted model, not a curated record